CUCUGCCUUAGAACAAGAAGCUGCUGGAAAAGAGGGAGGGGCACUCAUAAAGUCCAAAUUCCAGGGCCCUGGAGGGGCUCUAAUGACCACAGCCUUCUCCCAUCCUGCGGCUGCAGCCCCCGGUCCCUGUCCAUGAAGACUCGCCCACCAUGUUUUAUGGGACUCACUUCAUCAUGUCGCCACCCACCAAGAGCAAGCUGAAGCGGCAGAGCCAGCUGCUGUCCAGUGUGCUGUCCCGGACGCUGAGCUACAAGUACCGGGAUCUGGAUGCCACCUUCUCCAGCCUGGGUGCCAGUGAUGACCCCGCAGAGCUCUCCACCCAGCUCUCAGCUCCUGGGGUCCUGAAGGUCUUUGGAGACAGUGUCUCCACAGGCACUCACUACAAGAGCGUCUUGGCCACCGGCGCCUCCAGUGCUCAGGAGCUGGUAAAGGAGGCGCUGGAGCGUUAUGCCCUGGACCCUGCAUGUGCCAGGCAGUAUGUGCUGUGUGACGUGGUGGGCCAGGCUGGGGGCUCUGGGCAGCGGUGGCAGGCCCAGUGCUUCCGGGUAUUUGGGGAUAAUGAGAAGCCCCUUUUGAUCCAAGAAUUGUGGAAGCCUCGAGAAGGUUUGUCCCGGAGGUUUGAGCUGAGAAAGAAGUCAGAUGUGGAAGAGCUGGCAGCCAAGGACGUGGACACCACCACAGCAGGGAUAAAUGCCCAAGCCCGGAGGCUGCAACGGAGUCGUGCGAAGGGGACUCCACUCCUGGCCUCAGGAGGUGGCGGGAGCCCCCCUCGGCCCCGGCUGCGGCGCACGGUCAGCGAGACCAGCCUGAGUCCAGCCACCACCCUGCCUGACGCCUCCCAGGCCCCUGAGGAGCCUGGCCAGGACACCAUGCGCUACUCCCUCUACCAGUGCCCGCACCUGCUCCUCCUGCAGGGAUACAGCCAGCAGCACGACAGCCUGGUGUACGUGCUCAACCGGGACCGGCACACGGUAGGCCAGCGGACCCCCUCCAGCAAGCCCAGCAUCAGCCUUUCGGCCCCCGACAUCCUGCCCCUGCACUGCACCAUCCGCCGGCACCAGCUCUCGGGCAGCGGCCAGGCCAGGGAGAGGCUGGUGCUGGAGCCCAUCCCCGGGGCGCCCAUCUCAGUCAACUUCUCUGAGGUGGGGCGGAGGACUGUGGUGCUACAUCAUGGAGACCUGCUCUCCCUGGGCCUCUACUACCUGCUGCUGUUCAAGGACCCUGCACAGGCCCAACCCCUGCCUGCCCGUGCCCUGGCCCGCCUCCGGGCCGUGCCACAGAGCUGCAGGAUGUGCGGUGCUGCGCUCAGGGCCCGGACCCCCUCUACGCUGACUACUCUGCCCCGGAGGCGGCAGCUGCACCUUGAGUUUGAGCCUGACGUGGAGGAUGCACUGCUGCAGAGGAUCAUGACGCUGAUCGAACCAGGGGGUGAUGACCACAAGCUGACACCUGCCUUUCUGCUCUGCCUCUGCAUCCAGCAUUCAGCCACCCACUUCGAGCCGGGCACAUUCGGACAGCUCCUGCUCAAGAUAGCCAGGAUGAUCCGUGAGACAGUCUGGGAGAAGACCAAAGAACUAGCAGAGAAGCAGGCACAACUCCAGGAACCCAUCUCCCUGGCCAGCUUUACCAUGGCCGACCUAGUUCCAGACCUGCAGCACAUUCUUUUCUGGAUGUCUAACUCCAUCGAGCUCCUGUACUUUAUCCAGCAGAAAUGCCCACUCUACAUGCAGAGCAUGGAGGAGCAGCUGGACGUCACAGGCUCGAAGGAGUCGUUGUUCUCCUGCACACUGACGGCCAGCGAGGAGGCCAUGGCGGUGCUGGAGGAGGUGGUGCUGUACGCCUUCCAGCAGUGUGUGUACUACCUCUCCAAGUCCCUGUAUGUCUGCCUCCCAGCGCUCCUGGAAUGUCCCCCGUUCCAGACGGAGCUCCGGGACAGCUGGUGCUCAGCUCCCGAGCUGCCCGAGGAGCUGCGCCGCGUCGUGUCCGUGUACCAGGCUGCCCUAGACCUCCUGCGGCAGCUCCAAGUGCACCCUGAGGUCGCCUCCCAGAUGCUCUCCUACCUCUUCUUCUUCUCCAGCACCCUGCUCCUCAACCAGCUCCUAGAGAGGGGCCCCUCUCUGAGUUGCUUCCACUGGCCCAGGGGUGUCCAGGCCUGCACCCGCCUGCAGCAGCUCCUGGAGUGGAUGAGGAGCACUGGCCUCGGGGCAGCUGGAGAACGCUUCUUCCGGAAACUGUCCUGCACCCUCAACUUGCUAGCCACCCCCAGUGCUCAGCUCAUCCAGAUGAGUUGGGCAACCCUGCGGGCUACAUUCCCAGCCCUGAGCCCUGCACAGCUGCACCGGCUGCUGACUCAAUACCAGCUGGCCUCGGCCAUGGGCCCCAUGAGUGCCUGGGAGCCGGGAGCUCAGGACUGCCCUGCCGCCUUCCAGUCAGAAGACAUCCUGGAGUCCUAUGAAAACCCCCCACCCAUCGUUUUGCCGAGCGAGGGCUUCCAGGUAGAUCUGGAAGCAGACUGCCCAGACGACGGCGUCUACCAGCACCUCCUCUACAUCCGCCACUACCUGUGGAGCCUGCGCAGCAAAGCCAGCCCUGGCUGUGGGCCUGUCCAGCCAGAGUGUCUCGAGGGUGGGAACCACACCAUGCCUGGGGACCACCUGGAUGGCCAGAGCUGCCUCCCAGCUUCGAGGGAUCCGGGCAGAGGAGCCCUUGAAACUGCCCCAGCAUGCACUCUUCCUUCUGCCGGGGCUUCCCGGGCACAGGGUCCCCCAGGAAGGCAGCCCCGUGGAGGCCGUGGGGGCUCCCAAGCCAACCCUCUGCAUGCAGACACCUCCUGCCUGCUCACACCUCCCAGCACCCCACUUGGCCUUGAGCCCAGAGACCCCGACUGGCCAGAGUCUGGCAGCAUCCGUGGGAAUGCACUCCUGGAAGGGCAGAGGAAUGGACUGAGUGGACCUCGGGGUGCAGCUCCAGAAGGAGACUCUGCAGCCGCUGUGGAUGAGCCCCCUCUGGCCCCCUCCAGCCGCAGCUCCAGCACUGAAGACUUCUGCUACAUCUUUGUGGUAGAGUUGGAGCGAGGCCCCUCAGGGCUGGGGAUGGGCCUGAUUGACGGGAUGCACACACCCCUAGAAGCCCCUGGGCUCUACAUCCAGACCCUGCUUCCGGGUAGCCCUGCGGCGUCCGAUGGGAGACUGUCGCUGGGAGACCGUAUCCUGGAGGUGAAUGGCAGCAGCCUGAUGGGCGUCAGCUACUUGAGAGCUGUAGACCUGAUCCGACAUGGGGGAAAGAAGAUGCGGUUUCUGGUGGCCAAGUCUGAUACAGAAACAGCCAAGAAGAUCCGCUUCCGCACACUAACCCCCAGGGUGGGGCUGGAAGGACGUCCUCGUGCAGCUGCCCCUGCGGUUCCGCCAGGUGACAGCAACCUUCACCAAGCUGUUCAUCCAUGUUUUUAACUGACUAAGUUGAGUCCCAUGUGGUGCACACUUCAGAUGUUGAUACUGUACAUCUUAGUGUAUAUUUUAUUUAUAUGACAGAUAACACUAAGUUGUGAUGUUUGUUACAGAGCUUUUAUGUUUACAGACUUUA
Molecule: messenger RNA, 3582 nt
Organism: Tupaia belangeri chinensis (Chinese tree shrew)
Lineage: Eukaryota; Metazoa; Chordata; Mammalia; Scandentia; Tupaiidae
Gene: RADIL
Product: Rap associating with DIL domain
Exons: 15
Coding region: 150-3449 (1099 amino acids)
Biological process (GO): signal transduction; substrate adhesion-dependent cell spreading; neural crest cell migration
Cellular component (GO): microtubule
Molecular function (GO): GTPase binding
Source: RefSeq, a predicted model, not a curated record